Olea europaea var. sylvestris is the source of this 1223-nucleotide messenger RNA. RefSeq lists its product as uncharacterized. Gene Ontology annotation, biological process: protein dephosphorylation. The coding region runs from base 266 to 1024 and encodes 252 amino acids. The record is from RefSeq and is a predicted model, not a curated record. The transcript is spliced from 2 exons. Gene Ontology annotation, molecular function: protein tyrosine/serine/threonine phosphatase activity. Lineage: Eukaryota; Viridiplantae; Streptophyta; Magnoliopsida; Lamiales; Oleaceae.
UAAAUUAUUUUGGGCGUCAGAAAAGUAAAACUACCUUAUGCUUCCAUUCUCCAAAAUCAACUGGUAGUGAGGACCUUAAUUUUAUUCUCCCUCAUGAAAUCCGGACCAAAUCUGCAGUCCUGAAUCCUCAUAGGCGAUUAUCGAUAUAAAAAUUCCCUUCUUCUUAUUGACUAUAUUUUCGCUAACUUUCCAAAACUACAGGACUGAUUAACUGUGCGGAAUUUCUUGAUCUUGACCUUUAAUAUUGUUUGUUUGUUGAAUAAAGAUGGGGGUGGGUUUAUCUGUGCUUAUAGGCUUAAAGGCAGCGACUUUAUUUAUGGUUUUUACGUUUCUUAGAAAUCUUGGUUUCAUGUUGCUAGCAAUUCCAGUUUUGUAUGCAUCUUUGGUGUCUUUCUUGGUUUCAAUCGCUGCACAUCCAUCCAUUAAUCUGCCAAUACUAUUGGGGAAAGGCACGGAUGGGAGAUUUCCCAUUUGGUCACUGAUUAUGUUCAGUCCAUAUCUAUACUUUGUGAGACUAUUUUCUGCUUUGAGAAGGUUGAGAAGUGGGGAAGCUCCUUAUAGUGAGAUUUCUGAAGGAUUAUAUGUUGGAGGGUGGCCUUAUUCACCGGACAAAUUGCCACCUGGUAACCCUGCCAUUAUCGACUGCACUUGUGAGUUGCCCAGGAAAAUGGAGCUUUCGGGACAUGCUUAUUUGUGCAUUCCUACAUGGGACACGCGAUCACCUCGGCCGGCCGAGAUUGAGUCUGCCGUGAAGUGGGCUUGUAGAAAGAGAGCUCAGAAGAUCCCGGUAUUCGUCCACUGUGCAUAUGGUCAUGGCAGAAGUGUUGCAGUGAUGUGUGCACUGCUGGUAGCUCUUGGCUUGGCAGAAGAUUGGAAAAAUGCUGAAAAGUUAAUCCGAGAAAAAAGGCCUUAUAUUCGUAUGAACGCUCUUCAUCGUAAAGCCUUGGAAGAAUGGUCGAAACACCGGUUAUCUUCCCCCACCAAAAACCAAGAAGUCGGUGUAAGCUCUGUAAUUUUUGAGUGAUCUUUGGAUGCUCUUAACAAAUAUUGUUGGAAUCUCUAUUGUAUUUGGAAUAUCUGUGGUAAGGAUCUCAUUGUCGACAUUUAUUUCCUUGUAUAAGAUGGAUGUAGAAUGAAUGGUUACGAUAUCCUAACUAUAAUAUAACAGCACUUGAUAUUUACACUACUUAUGUUUUCUUCCAAAACACGCAGUUUUGGUGUUC